AUGGGAUCCUCCGCUGAUGGACUGCCCUCUGCAGAGCAUCCGGAUCUGGUGCUCACGGAGUCAACCAGGGCUGAGCUACAACAUGUCUGGGGCCUCCACCAUCCCAUGUGGGGGCCUGCGCUGAAAACCGAGGACUAUCUCGCACGAGAGGAGUUCCUGAUGACGGUGCCUCUUGCUAAGAAUGGAGGAGUUACGCACUGGAUCCUGACAGACAGGAACGCUCCCCCAGACAACAGACCGAUCUACGCGAGCUGCGAGUCGCUACGCAAGAGGGCCCUCGCCAGCCGGCUCGGUCCCGAUGGCCCGGUCGUGCAGGAUGGCAUCGCACACGGGAUCGCCUCGGUCUUCACCAACCCACAGUACCGCGGCAAGGGCUACGCGUCGCGGAUGAUGAAGGAGCUGGGACCGAAGCUGGCGGAGUGGUCCGAAGGGAGGAAGGGCCCCAAGGAGGCCCAGAACCAGGAGAACGGAACCACGCGCUCGCUAUUCUCGGUGCUGUACUCUGACAUCGGCAAGACCUUCUACGCCAAAACCGGAUGGGCAGCAUUCGAGAGCACCCACCUUUGUUUCAAGCCGGUUGCGGCGGCGGCUGGGGCGUCGCCGGCGUCCAAGGCGAGACCGUUGGGCUACCACGACCUCGCCGUACUGUGCCACCUGGACGAGAAACUCCUCCGGGGCAAGAUACGGCAUCAGGCGAGUGGCCUCCCGUCGAGCGACAAGAAGGUGUGCGCAGCACUCGUGCCGGAGCUCGACCAGUUCCUCUGGCACCUGAUGCGCGAGGACUUCAUGACGAAGCACAUCUUCCACAAGACGCCCGCGGUCAGGGGCGCCCUGUUCGGCGAGCCGGGCAGGAGGAUCUGGGCGGUGUGGACGAGGGGCUACUACGGCGGCCUGGACAAGAUCGAGGGCAACACGUUCCACAUCCUCAGGUUCGUGGUGGAGGACGAGGCGAGCCCGGAAGACUACGUGGCCGAGGGCUUCAGGGCCAUCAUCCAGAUUGCUCAGGCUGAGGCUGCGGAGUGGCGGUCCUUCGACGUCCAGAUGUGGAACCCCUCGGAGCUCUUGAAGAGGGCGGCGGAGGGGAGCGGCCUCGAGCAUGAGCUUGUCGACAGGGAGAAGGACAGCAUCGCGAGUCUGAUGUGGUAUGGCGACGAGCCGACGGAGGCGGUGGACUGGGUUGCCAACGAGAAGUAUGCGUGGUGUUAG
Messenger RNA from Diaporthe citri, 1206 nucleotides. RefSeq lists its product as uncharacterized. The transcript has a single exon. Lineage: Eukaryota; Fungi; Ascomycota; Sordariomycetes; Diaporthales; Diaporthaceae. The coding region runs from base 1 to 1206 and encodes 401 amino acids. The record is from RefSeq and is a predicted model, not a curated record.